Molecule: messenger RNA, 753 nt
Organism: Arachis ipaensis
Lineage: Eukaryota; Viridiplantae; Streptophyta; Magnoliopsida; Fabales; Fabaceae
Source: RefSeq, a predicted model, not a curated record
AUGGGUCACCAUCCAAGCCAUUCAAGAUGGAGAAGGGACUCAGACAAGGGGCCGGACCCACUUUCGCCACUUCUGUUCGUGCUAGUUGUCGAUGUUUUGUAUAGGAUGUUGGGGGAAGCUGUGAGGAAUGGGCGCAUUGCUCCACUGCUGGUAGGGGGAGAUCAUAUUGAACUAUCGCAUUUACAAUUUGCGGAUGACACCAUUUUGUUCUGCCAGCCGGAGACUGAAACAAUUUUCAACUAUAAGCGGCUAUUGUGGUGUUUCGAGUUGAUGUCUGGGCUGAGCAUCAAUUUUAAUAAAUCGAAUCUGAUAUCGGUGAACUGUGAGCAGGGAUGGAUCGAUCAUGCGUGUCGACUACUGGGAUGCCAGCAAGCCGCUUUACCGGUUAGAUACUUGGGGAUUUCUCUAGGAGCGAAUCCGCGCCUUGUGAAGACGUGGAAACCAAUCAUAGAUAAGGUGGAACAGAAGCUUAGCUUAUGGAAAGCGAAGGUGUUGAAUAAAUUAGGUAAGCUUGUCCUUAUCAAACCAGUCUUAAAUAGCCUCCUCAUAUAUUACCUAAGCCUGUACAAGAUGCCGAAGGUGGUGGCGGACAAGCUUAUUGCAUUACAAAGGAACUUUAUGUGGUGCAAGGAGGAUGGUAACUAUGGUAUACCUUUGGUCAAGUGGGAGUUGGCCCAGGCUCCAAAGAAGGCGGGGGGCCUGGGGGUUGGUGACGUAGUGUUGCGGAAUACAGCGCUCCUGUUUAAGUGGUAG